Cydia amplana is the source of this 1569-nucleotide messenger RNA. Its product is annotated as E3 ubiquitin-protein ligase goliath-like. The transcript has 11 exons. The record is from RefSeq and is a predicted model, not a curated record. Bases 233 to 1495 code for a protein of 420 amino acids. NCBI's taxonomy places the organism in Eukaryota, Metazoa, Arthropoda, Insecta, Lepidoptera, Tortricidae.
GCAUCCGCAGUGAAGUUUCUCGUCGGCUAUGGUGCAGCAGUCGACUUCGUUAUAAAGAACAUGCAACAGCCGCUAGAGAGUUCAUGACGAAAACCCAAGGAAUUAGAGCAAAGAAAGUGAAGUGAUAAGUUAUCUUGAAGUUUUCGCUGACCGAUAGCAAAGAUAGCAUUCGCGUCGGUUCUUUCAGUACAGUGAGACGUGUAGUGUUAAUGUGACGUGAUAGUGUUAUAAAAUGCGUGUAUUGUGGUCGCGGUUAGCAGCGCUAGGAUGGUUGGUAGUCGUCGGGUGCCAUACGCCCGGCACGGAGCUGGAGUCGGUCCGGUACGGGCCCGGGGACGACCGGUUCACUAGUGACACGUUUACGCAGGCUAACAUCAAUAUAUCGUAUAAGGAUGAACACGGGGAACAGUACUCGGAGACUUCUGAGUCCGGCAAGUACGGAGAAGGUUUCAUCGGCUCGGCUCGCGGCCUCGCCGUCCAUGUCCGGGCUAAGGGCGAGGACGGGGCCCACGACCACACGGGGUGCACCUGGCCCCUGCUGUCCGUCGCUGCGCCAUUGAGACCACUGCCCGAGGAGCCGUGGAUCGCGGUUAUGAGGAGGGGCAGCUGUAACUUUGAGAUUAAGGUACAGAACGCGUGGCGCGCGAACGCGAGCGCGGUGCUCAUAUACAAUGACCGGGACACCACCGUUUUGGAGAAGAUGAAGCUGUCUACUGACAAUGGACGAAACAUAAGCGCGGUGUUCACAUACAAAUGGAAGGGCGAGGAAAUAGCCCGUCUCAUCGACAACAACACCAACGUGACCAUCGGCAUCAUCAAGGGCCGCACCUUCACACACAUCAACAACAACAUCAAUAAAACAUCGGUGCUGUUCGUGUCAAUAUCGUUCAUCGUGCUGAUGGUGAUCAGCCUCGCGUGGCUCGUCUUCUACUACAUCCAGCGCUUCCGCUACAUACAUGCGAAGGACAGACUUUCGAAACGACUUUGCUGUGCAGCGAAGAAAGCGUUAUCCAAAAUACCUGUUAAGAGUUUGAAGACUGAAGACAGAGAAGUCCAAGGCGACGGCGAGUGUUGCGCCAUCUGUAUAGAGCCUUAUAAAGUGUCCGAGACGCUCAGAUCUCUGCCUUGUAGACACGAUUUCCACAAGAACUGCAUCGAUCCUUGGCUCCUAGAGCACAGAACGUGCCCGAUGUGCAAGAUGGACAUACUCAAGUAUUAUGGCUUUGUGUUCACUGGAAGCCAGGAGAGCAUUCUUCAGCUGGAUGUGGAGGAGGCUCGCAGCCGCGCCAUCAGCCCCGCGCGGAACCGCCAUCCGCUCACACUGCUAACGAGCGACAACUCGUACUCGGAGGCGGGCAGCUCGCGCUCGUCGCGCGCGUCGUCGCCCGACGAGCUGGCGCCGUCGCUGCCGCGCCGCGACACCGCCGACAGAUCUCACACAUCGUCGCCCGACUGCACCGCGCCGCGCGCCGACACGUCGGCCGCGCAAGACUGAGACGGGACACGGCUGUACGGCCGCGUCACGCAGGUGUGACAGGGACAGCUUGAGCCCUCCGUGCGUUACCUUCA